UCUCCCGCCCGUGGCGGGGCUGCGUCUACUGCGGAGGGUGCGGGAGGCUGCGGCGGCCGUGGCCGGGGUCCGGGCCGGGAGGCUGAGGCUGGCACGGCGGGCGCUGGGGGCGCUGCCCCCGAGGCGAUGAUGGGCAAGGAGGAGGAGAUAGCGCGGAUCGCCCGGAGGCUGGACAAGAUGGUGACCAAGAAGAGCGCGGAGGGAGCCAUGGACCUGCUGCGGGAGCUGAAGGCCAUGCCUGUCACACUGCAUCUGCUGCAGUCCACCCGUGUUGGCAUGUCCGUCAAUGCCCUGCGGAAGCAGAGCUCAGACGAGGAGGUCGUCACACUAGCCAAGUCCCUCAUCAAGUCCUGGAAGAAGCUCCUGGAUGCUUCAGACGCCAAAGCCAGGGAGCGGAGAAGGGGCGGGUCUCUGCCCACAUCAUCCUCCAAGGAGGCCUCCGAGGCCCAGGACCCCAGCCACAAGAGGCCAGAGCUGCCCAGGACACCCUCGACACCAAGGAUCACCACGUUUCCCCCGGUGCCAGUCACCUGUGACGCUGUGCGAACCAAGUGUCGUGAGAUGCUGACUGCUGCCCUGCAGACAGACCAUGACCAUGUGGCCAUUGGUGCAGACUGCGAGUGCCUGGCGGGUCAGAUCGAAGAAUGUAUCUUCCGGGACGUGGGAAACACAGACAUGAAGUACAAGAACCGCGUGCGGAGCCGCCUCUCCAACCUCAAGGAUGCCAAGAACCCUGGCCUGCGGCGCAAUGUGCUGUGUGGCGCCAUCACACCCCAGCAGAUCGCUGUCAUGACCUCAGAGGAGAUGGCUAGCGAUGAGCUGAAGGAGAUCCGCAAGGCCAUGACCAAGGAGGCCAUCCGCGAGCACCAGAUGGCGCGCACAGGUGGCACACAGACGGACCUGUUUACCUGCGGCAAGUGCAGAAAGAAGAACUGCACCUACACACAGGUGCAGACCCGCAGCUCUGAUGAGCCCAUGACCACCUUCGUUGUCUGCAACGAGUGUGGGAACCGCUGGAAGGUAGGGGUGAGCCCAGGCCGUCCUGUUUUUGGAGGUGGUGGUCUGAAGUGUGAAAUUGGGGAUGGCCAUGCCAGCCAGGCUCUCGGGAGCUGUGACGGUGGUGGAUGGAGACCCCAGCCCUGCCUCCUGCCCUCUGGGGUCCUGCAGGCCACAUGGCGGCUGCCUCUUGUCUGUUUCUUACAGUUCUGCUGAGCCCUUGUGCACGUGUGCCUGCAGCCUUGGGCCGUGGCCUCUGCUGGCCAGUGCCCUUUCCCCAUCCUCUGCCGACAGAUACAGACACAGCUUCUUGGAAACCUGCCCUCAGAAGGCAGCACACCCUGCCCCCUGUCCUACCUGCAGCGCACCUUUCCCCUCAAAUCAUUAAAUGUUUCUUUUUGCCAC
This is a messenger RNA of Odocoileus virginianus texanus, 1401 nucleotides long. The record is from RefSeq and is a predicted model, not a curated record. Lineage: Eukaryota; Metazoa; Chordata; Mammalia; Artiodactyla; Cervidae.